Molecule: messenger RNA, 2424 nt
Organism: Nymphaea colorata (pocket water lily)
Lineage: Eukaryota; Viridiplantae; Streptophyta; Magnoliopsida; Nymphaeales; Nymphaeaceae
Exons: 16
Coding region: 461-2287 (608 amino acids)
Molecular function (GO): alpha-1,4-glucan glucosyltransferase (UDP-glucose donor) activity
Source: RefSeq, a predicted model, not a curated record
UUCUUUCAAUUUGGGUGACAGAGAAAACGUUGUUCACUUUACUCUCCUUAUUGACACGGCCAUGAGUAGGGAAUAACCUGCAAAUUCAACAGUCCAACGGAUCGUUGGGUGUGGGGACGGUGAGUCCCACCAAAUGGGCAGAAUAAAUAAAGCUGCAAGUCUCGCACGUGCUCUCACGUCGAGCGCAGGCUGAAGCUCGAAACAAUGCGUACGCUUGAUGCGGAAGCAGAGUCGGAUCGUCUUCGCUUCGGAGAUAUUCGAUAAAGUUGGAUGGUCUUCUUUACCGCGCUUCCCUAAUUUCAACAAAAAUUCUCAAGAUCGACCGGUCUACGAAGAUCCUCACGAUGCGCCCAGUAGGUAAUCCCCCCACAGAGUCCGCCCUCUUCUCGUUUGGUCCUACAAGAACGUAAAGCCGUCGUCCGCCCAAGGUGGUGGAGUGCUGGGGAUUUCAGGGUCAUCAAUGGGCUCCCUCAGUCUUCUUUCUCCUCCGUCAUCCCAUCCGAUUAUCCAAUGCCGGCAUCGGCCGGCCGACAAUACGAUUUCCGAGGUAAGACAAGGUCGGCACCACGGCCGUUCCAGCCUGCUGGGUCGGAGAGUUGAUCAAGGUUCCGGUUUCUCAUCUCGAGCGAACGAGUCCGUCUCUCCGAUGAUAUUUGCUGCGAGGCAGAGUAGCACAGUUGACUUUGCUUUCAAGAAAUUUGCUUGGCCUUCCCCUGAUGAUGAGGUCCCUUUCUGGAAAAGGGACUUUCCUGUAUGGAAUCCAACUUUAGAUGCUACCGCAGAUGUACCUCAGGAUCCUGAUCCUCUGCAUAUUAUCCAUGUUACAGCUGAAAUGGCUCCUAUAGCAAAAGUUGGUGGACUGGGAGAUGUUGUGACUGGUCUUUCUCGUGCUUCUAUGUUGCGUGGUCACAAAGUGGAGGUUAUGCUUCCUUUCUAUGAAUGUAUACAAAAGCAUCAGGUGAAGGGUUUAAAAUUGGUAAAUGAGUAUAAAUCAUACCACAACGGUGACUGGAUAUGUACACGUGCAUAUAGUGGGCUAGUUUCUGGAAUUCCAGUAAUUCUUAUUGAGCCAGCCAAUCAAUUUUUCAAGGGUCAAAAUGUCUAUGGAGGUUGCUACAAUGAGCUGGAAGCAUAUUUAUUCUUUAGUCGUGCCUGUCUUGAAUGGAUGCAGGUGGCUGGGGUUCAAUCUGAUAUUAUUCAUGUCCAUGAAUGGCAAACUGCUGGGUUGCCUCUUCUAUACUGGGAUAUGUAUCAUAACCUUUCCAUUAAGAAACCGAGAAUACUUUUAACCAUACACAACAUGGAGCAUUAUGGGGAGUGCAGGGUUGAACAGCUCAGUAUGUGUGGUCUUGAUGGAUCUGUUUAUGCUGUUAUUGACAAGGCUGUUGAUGAUCGAACUAUUGGGCAUAAUCCUGAAAGACUAAGCUUAUUGAAGGGUGGGAUUGUUUACAGCAAUGCUGUGGUCACCGUCUCUCCAACAUAUUUAAAUGAAACACUAUGUUCUGGUUGGCUUACAAGCACACUGCUGCGGAAUCGUGAGAAGUAUUUUGGUAUUCUGAAUGGCAUUGAUACUGCAGUAUGGAAUCCAGCUACAGAUGUUUUUUUACCAGCCAAUUUCUCUGACGAUGCUGAAGGAAAAUCCAUCUGCAAACACUAUGUGCAGAAAGGACUUGGUUUAGAUCCUGGUCUUCUUCAGCCAAAUAUGCAGGCUCCAUUAGUUGUUUGUAUCACUAGACUGGUUGCUCAGAAGGGUCUCCAUCUGAUUAGACAUGCUUUAAGACGUGUAGAAGAACUUAGAGGGCAAAUGGUUUUGCUUGGCAAGGCAUCAGAUAAUCGAGUUCAGAAGGAGUUUGAAGACUUAGCAAACACAUAUAACAAAGGAAGCAACAUCAGAAUUCUUCUCACAUAUAGUGAAGAAUUGUCCCACAUGCUUUAUGCAGCAGCGGAUAUGGUUCUUGUUCCUUCCAUGUAUGAGCCUUGUGGACUUGCACAAAUGAUUGGAAUGCGUUAUGGAGCUAUUCCCAUUGUCAGGAAAACAGGUGGUCUUGCAGACACCGUGUUUGACUUGGAUGAUCAAUUAAACACUGAGAAGGCUAACGGGUUUGUAUUUGAAGGAAUAGAUGAAGGGUCGUUGAACAGGGCGCUUGAACGGGCUUUCACUUUAUACAACGAAAAUCCAAGUGCAUGGAGCGAGGUUGUUUCAAGGGUUAUGAAAAUCGAUAAUAGUUGGGAUAACACGGCUAGGAAAUAUAUCGAGGUCUACAACAGUGUAAGAGUAAGAUUAUAGUCAUUUAGUGUUCCGAUGUAUGGUUAUGUGCAUGAGAAACAGAUGCAUGAUAUAUUAAUUGGGAUGAUGUAAGUGGGAAAAGAUUUGAGAAUGCUCCUGUAAGUUCAGUAUAUAAAUCAUUGGUUCUUUUCCUGGCA